AUGCAACUCUUAGCUCGUUUGUUGCUUCCUCGUUUUCAUCCUCGGAGAUCAGCUUUGAGGUAUAUUUAUCACUGUUCGCAAAGGCUUACCAAUACCGCGACUGUUGCUGAGAGGCAAGCUAGAUCGAAACUCGACACUGAAACUGCUUUGAGUGGUGCAUCGAUAGAUGCAUCAAUAGUGAAAAGCCAGCGAGCGUUGCUCAGGGAACCAGAUGCUAACAUUUCUUUGAAAGCGCCGAUUCCUCUUCUCGAAACGUUUGACAAAACGGCUGGGCAAAUAGUCGACGAUUCAUCAAAACACCUCCCAGACGAAUUGGUCGGUCACCAGCCGUUCCAAGAUGUGCCCGGCCCAGCAUUGCUUAAACUAUGGGAGAAGUAUUGGCGAUACGUGCCGCUAUUCGGUACGCAACUGUUUCGCAGUGUGCUUAUCAACGGGCUUUCCGAGGGACGUUUGCUGUGGAAUAGAAAUGUCAGUCCUUUAAGGUACUUGUUUAAUGAAUAUGGGCCAAUUGUUCGUUUAAAUGGUCCGUUUACAGGAGAUGUAGUAUUGAUCCAUAGACCUGAACAUAUUGCCAAGGUUUUCCAGGAGGAGGGAGACUCACCAACAAGAAGCAGUAUUGACGUACUUCAACACUAUCGAUUGAACUAUCGAAAAUAUCGAUUUUCCGGGCCAUUUUGCACGCAAGGGACUGAUAGUCUUGAAUGGAUAAAAACAAAGAAGUCUUUAGAAGUUCCCAUGUCGGAACAAGUACUUAAGCAAUUUCCGAAACUGGAAAUGGCUUGCGAUGAACUAGUGCUAAGAAUUAGACAAACGAAAAAUCGACAAGACGAGGUUCCAAGCAAUUUUCAUCAGGAACUUUUGCGAUGGGGAAUGGAAUGCUUUUGGAUAUUAAUGUUGAAUCGGAAAAUCGGUUUCCUUGAUUCUACUGGUUAUAGUGAAAAUUCUGAAACGAAUCGAUUUAUUGAGGCUCUAGUCGAUGCACAUCUUUACAUGAGUCGCUGUGAAACUGGGUUUCAAUUCUGGCGAUUUAUGGAAACUCCAUUCAGCAGAAAACUCUUUACUUCUUGCGAUAUUAUUGAUAAUGUGAUAGGAAAGUAUAUUCGUAUUGCUCAAGGAAAUCUAAGAAAAGAUAUAUCAGUGGACAAUGAAGAAGAUGCGCAGAUUCGCUCAACAAUACUUGACCAUCUUCUGAUUAAGCAGCGGAUGAAUCCAGAUGACGUAUCGACAUUAUUGAUGGAUAUGGUUAUACUGGGAAUGCAGGCGACAGUGAAUUCACAAGCAUUUUUACUUUAUUACUUGGCGAAAAAUCCUCGUGUUCAAAGAAAAUUACACGCAGAGAUUAAUUUGAAAGCCCGAAAUGACUUACUAAUAACUAAAGCGACGCUUGAUAAUAUGCCAUAUUUGAGUGCAUGCAUCAAUGAAUGUUUAAGGUUACGUCCGCCAUUUCCUUAUCUCACUCGGCUACUACCUAAGACCAUUGUAUUACAUGGCUAUACAUUACCUAAAGGAACAUACAUUAUUAUGGCUAAUCAAAUUUCUUCUCAAAAAGAAGAAAAUUUUGAAGAUCCUGAAAAAUUUAAACCAGAAAGAUGGCUGAAUACCAAUGAAGAAUCCUACCCUAAAAAUAGUUAUUUACCUUUCGGUAAAGGACUUAGAUCAUGCAUCGGUGAGAGUAUGGCCAAGUUAGAAAUGAUGUUGUUAACAACAAAGGUAUUGCGCGAAUUUAGAGUAGAGUAUGACUACGCUGACAUCAACAGUCGCUUCCUAAUGAUGAAUGUGCCAAGUAGACCACUUCGUUUCCGUUUCGUUGACAGAGAAUAA
This is a messenger RNA of Phymastichus coffea, 1821 nucleotides long. Its product is annotated as probable cytochrome P450 12a5, mitochondrial. Gene Ontology annotation, molecular function: oxidoreductase activity, acting on paired donors, with incorporation or reduction of molecular oxygen; monooxygenase activity; iron ion binding. Bases 1 to 1821 code for a protein of 606 amino acids. The record is from RefSeq and is a predicted model, not a curated record. The transcript has 11 exons. Lineage: Eukaryota; Metazoa; Arthropoda; Insecta; Hymenoptera; Eulophidae.